AUGUAGGGGUUCAGAAGUCUGGUGGCAACAACCUUGGCUCUUUUCCUGGUGUUUUCUUUUAUGGGAAACUCCAGCAGUGCACCACAGAGACUCUUUGAGAAAAGGAACUGGACUCCUCAAGCUAUGCUCUACCUGAAGGGUGCACAGGGGCGCCGCUUCAUCUCCGACCAGAGCCGGAGGAAGGACAUCUCCGACCGGCCGCUGUCGGAAAGACGAAGCCCAAACCCUCAACUACUAACUCUUCCAGAGGCAGAAGCUCUGUUACUGGCUUCCUUGCAGAAACCACAAGAAGCUGGAGAAGAAAAUUUUGAUCAAACCAGAUUCCUAGAAGACAGUCUGCUAAACUGGUGAAAAUAUGCCCAAUUGCAUUUGAUUACAGUUCUAUUGGUGAAUAAAACCCAUGAACCCUUUUUACUUUAUUUGUAUUCUUAGGAACAUGCACAACUAGAUUCUUCCAAAUGCAAAAGAAACGUAGAGUUCUUAGCUGAGAACUUCAUUGCCUUCUUUCAUUGCUUUGGGUCCUGUUUAGAUCACCUUGUGUCUUACUCUCGAAUUUUUUAGAGCAUUUAUGAUUAUAAGGCUGAAGACUC
Messenger RNA from Diceros bicornis minor, 590 nucleotides. It is a transcript of the gene SPX, whose product is annotated as spexin hormone. The transcript has 5 exons. Gene Ontology annotation, molecular function: neuropeptide hormone activity. Gene Ontology annotation, cellular component: cytoplasm. Lineage: Eukaryota; Metazoa; Chordata; Mammalia; Perissodactyla; Rhinocerotidae. Gene Ontology annotation, biological process: positive regulation of gastro-intestinal system smooth muscle contraction. The record is from RefSeq and is a predicted model, not a curated record.